CGACACAGCCAACAUCGACCCAACCGCACCCGACAGAGUUAUGUUAAUUUACAUCCACCCGACAGCCAAUUUUACAUUUUACAUGAGAAUUCGACCCCAAAAGUGAAAUUCGACCCUAAGUACAUAUCUGUAAGCGCGUAAAACGGUCCUACAUACGUAUAAACGUAAAUGUUAGACAGAAUUCAGAGUGACCAACAGGAAAUAUCAAGAAAUAUCAAAAAAAGAAUCGACAACACUGACGGCCACGUCGGGCCCAUUUUUCCUCCCAGAAUUCUUUUUGAAAAAGCAAAGCCAAAGUUUUACGUUGGCAAAAUCGGCGAUAGCAAAUUGACACGUCUUUUUGCAGGGUUCUAAGUCGUCGAGAGGUGCAGCGGUUGCAGCAGGAAAACACUAAACGGAGACAGCCAGAUCGACGACGUGCAGAAUGAACAUCUUUCGGUUCGCUGGGGACUUGUCCCACGUCUUCGCCAUAAUUAUAUUGCUCCUGAAAAUAUGGAAGACGCGCUCGUGCGCCGGCAUAUCCGGCAAAUCGCAGAUUCUGUUCGCGGUGGUGUACUUGACCCGCUACCUCGAUCUGUUCACCACGUACGUGAGCCUGUACAACUCGGUGAUGAAGGUGCUGUUUCUGGCCACGUCCGGUGCCACGGUCUACCUGAUGUACGUCAAGUUUAAGGCGACCUACGAUCACAACCACGACUCGUUCCGCAUCGAGUUCCUCCUGGUGCCGUGCGCUCUCCUCUCGCUGGUGAUCAAUCACGAGUUUACGGUCAUGGAGGUGCUGUGGACCUUCUCCAUCUAUCUGGAAUCGGUGGCCAUUCUGCCGCAGCUGUUUUUGGUGAGCAAAACCGGAGAGGCCGAAUCCAUCACCAGUCACUACCUCUUCGCCCUCGGAUCCUACCGCGCGCUCUACUUGCUCAACUGGGUGUACCGGUACAUGGUUGAGUCACACUACGACCUCAUCGCGAUCUUUGCCGGCAUCGUCCAGACCAUUCUUUACUGCGAUUUCUUCUACUUGUACAUUACCAAAGUUCUUAAGGGCAAGAAGCUGCAGUUGCCGGCAUAAGUGCAUUAUCCAUAAUCCACAUCAUCAGUCCGAGGCAUUAACAAGCAAGUGAAUAUACAGAUGGAACGGGGCGAGAGCAGCAGCCAGGCGGUUGACAAAGCGUAUUUAGUUCAUAUAUUACAGAUGAUAAAUCAAGCUCGAUAAGAGCUCUCCUUAAGUUGUAAUUAUUUUAUGAGAAAUAAACCGAAACUCGGAAGUCAAAACUGUCUUGCAAUGCACCAACAUACAUUGAAAAUGUUAAAUUCUCCGUUUUCCGGCGCAAUCCCGAACUUAGCAUCCCAGAAAAAAGCAUUUCCGGACGCAAUAACAUUAAAUAUUUGUAGAGUCGACGGGAACUUUAUCCAAAAAACAAUAUACACACAAGAGGUCAUAGAUAUUCUUGAAUAAUUUAGACUUUAAAUAAUAUCUAUUAAAUAGGUUCUAAGCUGACUGUAUCCUAAUAAAAAUCCGAGUAAGCUAAGUCGAUGAUAACACACAUUCUAGACCAGUAUCAACCAGCAAAAACUAAAACUAACUUCAGUUGUCACAAAUUUUAACGAAUUUUAAAACAAUGUAUUACAUUCUUUCCCACACCCUUUUCCUAUAUAAACAGAAUAAAGAAUAAAUUUAAUUGAUAGAUGAUCACUUACCAUAACGAAUAAAAGCAAAACCUUAUGUGGCAUAAACAAUA
Messenger RNA from Drosophila serrata, 1733 nucleotides. RefSeq names its product ER lumen protein-retaining receptor (gene KdelR). Gene Ontology annotation, biological process: protein retention in ER lumen. The record is from RefSeq and is a predicted model, not a curated record. Gene Ontology annotation, cellular component: membrane. Gene Ontology annotation, molecular function: ER lumen protein retrieval receptor activity. Lineage: Eukaryota; Metazoa; Arthropoda; Insecta; Diptera; Drosophilidae.